UAUUGACUGUCUGGAGUCCAGAAAUACAGCCCAACCACAGAAAUUCUCAGGUGUGGGGAAAUUAGGCAAACCAGUGUCCUCAGCAUUACUGACUCAGUCACUCCACUGCCAUACAGCCGCCGUCCCUGCAGGGGUGCUCAAAAUCCUGGACAACACAUUCCAAGAGCCUCCCUUGUUGAAACAUGUCUCUGUACAGCUUCGGACUUGAUCCGUUGUCAUGUCAUGCCUGGAAUAAAGACCGAACUCAAAUCGCCAUCAGUCCCAACAAUAAUGAGGUCCACAUUUACCAGAAAAAGGGGAAAGAAUGGAAUAAGAUCCAUGAGCUGAAAGAGCACAGUGGUCGCAUCACAGGUAUAGACUGGGCUCCCCAGUCCAACCUCAUUGUGACCUGUGCCUCUGACAGAAAUGCCUAUGUGUGGACCCUGAAAGAGGAGGGUAUGGUAUGGAAGCCCACCCUGGUGCUGGUUCGGAUCAAUAGGGCCGCCACCUGUGUCAAGUGGUCUCCACUAGGGAACAAAUUUGCUUUGGGCAGUGGGGCGAGAAUCAUCUCCGUUUGUUACUUUGAUAAGGGGAACAACUGGUGGCUGAGCAAGCACAUCAAGAAACCUAUCUGCUCCACCAUUCUGAGUCUUGACUGGCACCCCAAUAAUUUCCUCCUGGCUGCUGGCUCUGCAGACUUUCACUGCAGGGUUUUCUCAGCUUACAUCAAGGACAUCGAGGAAAAGCCGAGCCCCACAGCCUGGGGUUCCAAGAUGCCAUUCGGGGAGGUGCUCCUGGACCAAAGGGACUGUGGGGGAUGGGUGCACAGUGUCUGCUUCUCACCCUCUGGGGAUAGCCUGGCCUGGGUCAGUCACAACAGCAACAUCAGUGUGGCUGAUGCAUCUAAGGGCAAGGAGGUGACCCAGCUCAACACAGAACACCUCCCUCUUCUCAGUGUGCUGUACCUCAGUGAGACUGAGAUUGUGGCUGCGGGACAUGACUGCUACCCUCAUCAGUUCUCCUACACAGGAGUGGGCUCCCUGAAGUUUGUUAAGAAGCUGACUGUCCCCAAACAGAGCUCCAAAGCCAGCAUGUCAGCUAUGCAGCACUUCCGCAAUCUGGACAAGAAAGCCACCGCUGAGGAGGACAAUAACGAACAGGAGACUCUGCACCAGAAUAGCAUCACUCAGCUGUGUAUUGUCAAGGGGGAAAAAUCCAAGGUGGAGACGUUCAGUAGUGUGGGUCUGGAUGGAGCCAUGGUGGUCUGGGAUUUUAAGCACUAAACCUUUAAAAGGCUCGAUCCAUGAGAUGCUGCUGUACUCCUAGAGGCCAAAUUCCAUCUUCUGAGGCUACAAAUAUUAGAAGCUAAGAAUGGCAUUAUAGCUUUGAUGAAAUAAGAGGAACAACAUAGAGUGUUUUUGGAAAUUUGAACUUGUUAUGAGUGUGGAGUUUUACAGUAAAUUGUACAUUUUCUGUUGCUUUUCGAAAUAUGCUUACAAAAAUAAAUGUCUAAUAUUGUCCAAGGAAAAUGUCUCCAAAGACUAAAAAUAAAAAAAACUUUCAAAGA
Molecule: messenger RNA, 1546 nt
Organism: Lepisosteus oculatus (spotted gar)
Lineage: Eukaryota; Metazoa; Chordata; Actinopteri; Semionotiformes; Lepisosteidae
Product: actin-related protein 2/3 complex subunit 1A-A
Biological process (GO): Arp2/3 complex-mediated actin nucleation
Cellular component (GO): Arp2/3 protein complex; actin cytoskeleton
Molecular function (GO): actin filament binding
Source: RefSeq, a predicted model, not a curated record